This is a messenger RNA of Notothenia coriiceps (black rockcod), 1666 nucleotides long. RefSeq lists its product as uncharacterized. Gene Ontology annotation, cellular component: extracellular region. Gene Ontology annotation, molecular function: hormone activity. NCBI's taxonomy places the organism in Eukaryota, Metazoa, Chordata, Actinopteri, Perciformes, Nototheniidae. The transcript is spliced from 7 exons. The record is from RefSeq and is a predicted model, not a curated record. The coding region runs from base 81 to 1361 and encodes 426 amino acids.
AGCGCCACUGGCACGACUGGCUAGAUUUCAAGUUAGCAGGUAAGCUAAGUAAAUUAGCAGUUAUACUUAUUCUGUUUGUGAUGGCGGAGGGAAGCUCUAACGCGGCCAACCUGCCUCCCGGAGACCCGCAGCUUAUUAAUAUGAUUGUGGAGCAUCUGAAAAACCGGGGGCUUUUUGAUGAGUUCCGUCGCGACUGUCUCGCCGACGUUGAUACAAAGCCUGCCUAUCAGAACCUGCGGCAGAAAGUGGACAACUAUGUCACUUCAAACCUGAGCACACAGGACUGGAACCCGUCCAUCAACAAGAACCAGAUGAGGAACGGACUGAGACAGAGUGUUGUUCAGUCUGGUAUGCUGGAGUCUGGAGUGGACAGGAUCAUCACUCAGGUCGUGGACCCCAAGAUGAACCACACUUUCCGGCCGCACAUAGAAACUGCCAUUCAUGAUUUCUUGUCAGGGGACAGGAGGGAGGAGAACGCUUUGAGUUGUAACUCUGCUCCGUCUGAACAGACAGAACUACAGGAGGCCCCGCCUGCCUCUGGCCCCAAAACCCCCUCUGAACUAAAUAUGGCGAACUUCCCCGCGGUGUUCCUCCUGCUGCUGGCCUGUCAACAGGUGCUGACCAUGGAGCUGCAUGAUAUCCAGGAGAAACAACUGAGCCAGACCAAGAGACGCCUCUCCCCGCAGAGCACAGCGGAAAUUCAGAGUUGUCUGGUGAGUUCAGGGGAUGUCGGCUGUGGGAAUUUUCAGUGUUUCAACAACAACUCCUGUGAAAUCCAAGGUCUGCACCAAAUCUGUCUCACUCUGCUGCACAACGCCGGGCGCUACGACUCACAGGGUAAGUCCUUUGUGAAGGAUGCGUUGCGCUGCAUGGCUCUGGGCCUGCGGCAGCGCUUCAGCUGUGUGAGCCGCCGGUGCUCCGCGGUGAGGGAGAUGGUGUUCUCGCUGCAGAGGGAAUGCUACUCCAAACACCAGCUCUGCCUGGCGCUGAGAGACCACAUGGACACCAUGGGCAGCCUGGUGCAGUUCCACCUCAUGUUCCCCCCGGGACCGUAUGUGGAGCUAAUGAACUUCCUGUUGAAGUGUGGGGAAGACGUCAGGCUGUGGGUCGGCCAGCGGCUGCGCGGACAGUGUGAGCAGCACUGGGGGGGGCUGUGCAGCAGCUUUGAAAGUACAUGCUCUCUCAGCCAAUCGGACGACCUGGAGGUUACCAACAUCACACCACCAUGGCCUACCACAGCUGAAGGACACCUGCUGCAGCCCUCCAGACCCACCGAGGACAGAAACACACUCAGUCAGGUCAACAACGCGACCCAAUCUGGUUCACCUGUGCCUGGGAAAUCCAAUGUGACCUCUUCAUAAACAGACCGGUGGUGCAGAAAGGGUUCACAAAGAUGAUGCACUUAUUACUAUUAUAUUAGCAGAAUGAGUGUCAGUAGUGGUAGUAGUUGUGUGUUGUAUUGCUGGUAAAAGCAAUGCAACAUAUCUUAUUUAAUCUGUUGGGUAUUUGUGCUAUAUAUAUAUAUAUUACUAUUUUCCUUGACAUUUGACUUUGUACAAGAAUGAAAACCAGUUAUCUACCUCACCUCGACAGUUAACCAGUGGCUGUAUCCUUCAGCAAGACACACACACACACACACACACACACACACACACACACACACACA